Molecule: messenger RNA, 3572 nt
Organism: Durio zibethinus
Lineage: Eukaryota; Viridiplantae; Streptophyta; Magnoliopsida; Malvales; Malvaceae
Source: RefSeq, a predicted model, not a curated record
CUCGUGCGAUCUCAUGUCCGUAACAGAAUCCAACUCCAAACAGGCAAACACCAUCCUAUGCCGAUCUUACGAUCUUACACCUUUUAAAUUUCCUAAAAUGUCCCUAUUCUUUCCAUGUAACCCCCAAACCCCAAAAACUAGAAAAAAAAUUAAAGAACUUUCACAACAAAGCAAGGUCCUGUCUUCUCUAUCCAUUGAAUUUUACCCAAAAAUCCCCCCACCCCUAAUAAAAUUCUCUCUAUAAAAAUCUAGGGUUUUCUCGAAUAACGCUACCCCUAGAUCCUAUUCUUGAAAGAAACAAAUAAAUAACCCUAAUUUUUCCCUUCAGUUUCAAGGCUCCUAGGGUUUUGAUUCUCUUCCUUUUUUAGGCGAUUGGUUUUGAAUUUGGUCUUUUGCUUCGUUACAAAGUUUGCUCUUCUUCUUUUUUGAAUAAAUUUUGAAGUUUGAGCGAGUUGGUGUUUGGUUCGCGAGAAAGUGAUGGCUACGGCGGGAGAAGAAGAGGUGGAGUACGACAGUGAUCCGGUGGAGGUGAAGCGUUCGUUGGCGAUGCGGAGGAGAGAGGCGGCGAGUGACGAUGAGGAAGGCGAAAGGGAAGAGGAUAAUAAUACUGAGGCGAGGAUGGAUCGGAGAGCUGUUAUUCAUUCCGAUGAAUCCGUCGGUGAGGGCGGUGCUGCUGACUAUGAUGACGACGAAGAAGAAUUGGACCUAGAAGAAGAUGAAGUUUAUGAUGAAGAGGAGGAAGAGGAAGAAGAAAUUGAUGAAGAGGAGAUAGAGGAACUAGGGAAAGGACUAGCGGAAGGGAAUGUGGAGAGAACUAGAGAAGAUAUGAAGGAAGCACGGGUGGAUGAUGGGAAUGGGAAUGUGGAUGAGGGAUUGGAGAUUAAUAAUAAUAAUCAUGUGGGAGAGGAAGAUGAUGAGGAAAAGGAGAAUGAGCCAUAUGCUGUUCCAACUGCUGGAGCGUUUUAUAUGCACGAUGAUAGAUUUCGAGACAAUGUUGGCGGACGUCAUAGAAGAACACAUGGUGGAAGGAAAUUGUGGGAAUCCAAAGAUGAUAGGAAAUGGGGACAUGACAAGUUUGAGGAGAUGACUUUGCAAGAAAAGCAUUAUGAAGAGGGAAGAAGAUCUUCUAGAGGUAGAAAUCGAGCUCGGAGUAAAAAUCGAGGUCCAGAUCAUGGUUAUCGUAGGGGAAGUAGGUCCAAAGCAUUUGGGAAAAACAACAAUCAGAACCAGGCUCCUAAGGUUGUGAGAGGGAGAGGACCUAGGAGGUAUGAACCUACUAUGAAAAACAGCAGUCAGGCUCCAGCACCAACACAGAACAAACCGUCUGGGAAGCCUCUUGAAAGAACUUCACAAGCCAAUUCAAGUAGGGUUUUCACACCUGCAACAAAUGCUGAUGCUGCAUCUGUUCCUGCUAGGAAACAUGUUUUUGCAUCAAGCUUGAGUUCUGCUUCUCCACCUUUUUAUCCAUCAGGGUCUUCCAACAAAGAUAUUACCUUGACUCAGAAGAAGGAUGUGCAAGCUGGAACUGUGGGCAGGAAUCUUCGCCCUUCUGUUACAGAUGAGAAUUUUUCUUUGCCACAAUCCAAUUCUUUACGAGGGAAGAAUGUACUUGAUUCUCUCAGCAUGGCAAAGCUUUAUAUGGAUGAUUCCAGCACGCCAGCUUCUGGGAAGCCUUUGGGCAACAUGCAAAUUCUACCUUCUGGAUCUUCAUUGGGUAAGACUAGUCAACCGUCUCAGUCCAGGGUACAGGGUAGAGGCGUAGCUAUCCCAGGACAGAAGGCGUAUCAGCCAGGUCCACAUCAGAACCAAGCCCACAAAGUAUCUCCACCAACUCAGGUCAAUGCUGUUCAGAGAAAUCCUGUUCAAGGCAGGGGUCAAUCUUCUCUACAGGCAACUGCUCAGCAGUUUGAUGAGCAUCCUGGUAUUGGGUCUCAAGCUUCAUCUCCGCCAAAAACAGCUAUGUCAGUCCAUUCAUAUGAAUCUGGAGAGGCUGAAUCUUCAGAAACAAGUAAAUCCAAGAGUGCAUUGGUGAGCAAGGGAAAAAGUAGUGUUCAAGGGGGUGGAAGGGGCUCUUUUCUGUACGGUGGAGCUCAGAUUAUUGGAGCUACAGGGAGUAUGGCUAUCGGCCACGGUGAUCAAAACUUUCCUGCCUUUUUGCCAUGUAAAGCUUUUGAUAUUUUUAAUUCUUUAAUUUAUCUGGAUAAUGUAAUCUACCAUAAAAGGAUAAAUGGGAAAUGGGGAAAAUUGUCUUACCUGCAACAGUGCAUACUAAAUCCUGGGCCACAUUUUCUUUUUUUGAAUUUCGUAUGGAUUAAAUUAAGUGCUUUAAUAAAUACUAAAUUUUGUUUUCUUUUAAAUAUCUUUAAUGGUCUUUUGGCUAAGUUUAGAUGGAAAUUUAAUUCCUACAAAGUGGUUUGUCAGCUUGGUGCUUAUGUAUCGCUAUGGCAAUACAAUUUCCUGCUAUAUAAAAAUCCACGGCAACUUGGUUGGGAAAUUCAGAAUGAAUGUUAUGAAUCAGCUUUUCAAACUCCCGAUAUUUUUCAGAUAAGCCUUUUUGUGGCUAAUCUCCAAUUUGCUACAGAUUUUGACACUAGUGAAAGGGUAAGGCUACCAGUACUGACAGGUACUGCUGGGGCUUUAGGUGCACCAUAUUGUCCACCUUAUAUUACUGUUGAUGGAGCUUAUCAUACUUGUCCGUCAGGGCAGGCAUCCUCAACAGUAUCCUCAAGCAAAGAAAAUACUUCUAACAAACAAAAUAAUGAAUGGAAGCCUUUGCAAAGACUUGAGCUUGUGAGUGAUGAAUUUGGGCAACAGCAAAAUAACCCAAAUAAGCAGCCUCGCAGAUAUUCUGAGAUGAGCUUUAGCAAGUGAUUUACUUAUUUAAGACAGCCUGUCCCAAUAAACUGAAGAAGGCCUUUCUUUCAGGCCCUUUGUGACCUCCAGCUUUUGACCUGGACCACUUUGGGCUUCAAAUUGUUCCUGGAUAUUGUAGUUAUAUAUGACAAACACCUGCUCAUGCAACAUUCAGUUUAAGAAUAUUAUUGUGACUUGAUGGGUGGCAUUCCCUUGUUUAAAUGUGCGGGUUUUUCUUGUGGUUUGACUUUUUAACGAAGCUUGUGAGAAAUUUAGGCAGGCUUCUCCAUAAGUGUAUGAACAAGAAUUAUUGUGCAGGCAGCUGUUUGCUUGGCGAGCUUAUUAUUAAUAUUUUUUAUUUGCAUAGAUGGUGUUGUUAUUUCUCUUUGUUGAGCAUACUUGCUUGGUUUUGAUGGUACAUUAGUAAUGCUUGAGAUUUUUUUUCUUCUUAUUUUUAUUUGAAGCAGGCUGGUUAUUGAGAUAUCGCACGGUCGGAUUCUGCUUUUGUCAAGUGGUUUCUUUAAUUUAAUCAAGUGCAUUUGGUGAUCAGUGGUUUUGAUGCUUCAUGUUCAAAGCUCAUUCCUGCUUUGUCUGUUGAAUGUAAUUAUACUUUUUUUUACUGUUGCCACGUAAAGUUCAUUUGCGUCUAUUACAGUGUAUUUGGGUCGGAUAAUAAACUUUAAACGAUUUAUAUUAUAUUUUAUAUAAAAAUUACGUUU